Molecule: messenger RNA, 579 nt
Organism: Fulvia fulva
Lineage: Eukaryota; Fungi; Ascomycota; Dothideomycetes; Mycosphaerellales; Mycosphaerellaceae
Product: Oryzines biosynthesis cluster protein J
Exons: 2
Source: RefSeq, a predicted model, not a curated record
AUGGCCGACGACCGCAAACCAACGAACAACCAGCUGGCUGUCGACCUUCCUGGCCCAACUGCCUACUGGACUGGACACAAUGAGACGGGCAAAGCUAUCGUCCACUCGAAGCAUCCAGUAGACUGGGUCAAAUACGACGACGACGCCCUCGCCAUGUCCGUAGCCUUCACCACCACCUUCCCCGCCAACCUCAACAACGACGCCGACGUAGCCGAACACGAAGAGAAGCAGAAAAGUGGCAAACUUGGCCUCGUUUCCAAAGGCGGCACAGUCCUCCGCUACGUCGACUUCAAACCUGGCUACACGUGCAUGAUGCAUCGCACCCAGUCAGUAGACUAUGGGAUUGUGCUGGAGGGCCAGGUGGAGAGUAUUCUGGAUAGUGGGGAGACACAGCUGUUGAAGAGAGGGGAUGUUAUGGUGCAAAGGGCGACGAUGCAUGCGUGGAGGAAUCCGAGCGAGACGGAGUGGUGUAGAAUGAUCUUUUGUUUGCAGGAUUGUCAGCCUGUUGUUGUGAAUGGGGAAAGAUUUGGGGAAGAUUUGGGGAGGGGGACGGAGGGGCUGCCGAGUAGUGGGAAUGAU